CGCGGGCAGGGGUCUGCUUGGGACACGGGUCCCCGCCCGGGGACUGGGGCAUCCCCGGCGCAGCCGAGAGCCGCAGAACCCUGGGGGCGCAGAUUGCACUGCAGCGCCCGGCCGCUGAACGGCGUGGGCAGGUGGGCGGUGGGGUUCCAGGGCGCCCGGAGGAUCGGGGACCCCGACUUAAGGGGAACCCCAACCCUGAAGGGCGUACAUAGCAAUCGCACCCCAGCCGCACCGGACCUUGCGCUCAUCCCUUGCGUCCCCCACUUCUGCACAAACUUUUCUGACGCCCUGGCUCGUGGGGGUCGCGGAAAGCGCUGGGGCUGCCCGGUGGGCUCCCACCCCGCCGGACCCUUGCCACGCUGACCUCCUGCCUCUCCUAACCUCAGUGGCGACCUCUCCAGGCCGGGCCGGGCUAGGCACUCGGAGCGAGUGCAGCAACCACUGUCGCUCUCCGAAGGCUCCCGCGCCCCCCCCGCCCCGGGGCAGCUGGGCGGGGUAAUGCCCUCGGUGAUGGAGAAGCCCAGCGCGGGCUCCGGGAUCCUGUCCCGCAGCCGGGCCAAGACGGUGCCCAACGGCGGACAGCCCCACUCGGAGGAUGACAGCAGCGAGGAGGAGCACUCGCACGACAGCAUGAUCCGCGUUGGAACCAAUUACCAGGCCGUAAUUCCGGAGUGCAAGCCUGAGAGCCCUGCACGCUACAGCAACAAGGAGCUGAAGGGGAUGCUGGUGUGGUCACCCAACCACUGUGUGUCAGAUGCCAAGCUUGACAAGUACAUUGCAAUGGCCAAGGAGAAGCAUGGCUACAACAUUGAGCAGGCGCUGGGCAUGCUCCUGUGGCAUAAGCACGAUGUAGAGAAGUCGCUGGCUGACCUGGCCAACUUCACCCCAUUCCCUGACGAGUGGACAGUAGAGGACAAGGUGCUGUUUGAACAGGCCUUUGGCUUCCACGGCAAGUGCUUCCAGCGUAUCCAGCAGAUGCUGCCCGACAAGUUGAUUCCCAGCCUGGUGAAAUAUUACUACUCUUGGAAGAAGACCCGCAGCCGAACUAGCGUGAUGGACAGACAGGCCCGGCGGCUGGGGGGCCGCAAGGACAAAGAAGACAGUGAUGAGCUCGAAGAGGGUCGAGGAGGCGUGAGUGAGGGAGAGCCCGAUCCUGGAGACCCUAAGAGAGAGGUACAGAGCAUGAAGCAGACAAACAGCAGCCUACGCCAAGCCCUGGAGGGCGGCAUUGAUCCACUCCGCCCCCCGGAGGCCAACACCAAGUUCAACUCCCGCUGGACCACAGAUGAGCAGCUUUUGGCUGUCCAAGCCAUCCGUAGGUAUGGCAAAGACUUUGGGGCUAUUGCAGAGGUGAUUGGGAACAAGACUCUGACCCAGGUGAAGACUUUCUUUGUGAGCUACCGGCGCCGCUUCAAUCUGGAGGAGGUGCUGCAGGAAUGGGAGGCUGAGCAGGAUGGGGCCCCUGGAGCCCCGGUCCCCAUGGAGGAGGCUAGGAGAGGGGCUCCAUUGCCAGCCCCAGCCCUAGAGGAAGAUGAUGAGGUCCAGAUUACAGCGGUCUCCACGUCUGUGCCCCGAUCAGUGCCCCCUGCACCACCACCCCCACCACCUCCCACCUCGCUGUCCCAGCCGCCCCCACUGCUGAGGCCACCUUUGCCCACGGCUCCCACUCUGCUCCGACAGCCACCCCCACUGCAGCAGGGCCGCUUCCUCCAGCCCCGGCUGGCCCCCAACCAGCCCCCACCACCUCUCAUCCGCCCCGCUCUGGCUGCCUCCCGCCACAGUGCCCGUCCUGGCCCUCAGCCCCCACCCACCCUGAUUGGAGCCCCUCUGGAGCCCCCAGCACCCUCACUCUGAGCCCUGUGGUCCUCCACCAACCACAGGCUCCAGGAUCCCUUUGCUGGCCAUCCCCAGGCAUCUCUGGUGUCACCGAGGACAGAAGGGACUAGGGAUCUGGCGGGGUCUUUGGAAGACCAGAGCUGCGCACAGCCCAGCCCCGCCCUGUGGGUUCUGCAUGUGUUCCUGGCAGCUGGGCCUGUCUCCUGUGGCCAUGGCCAGGCUCAGGGGCCUUUGAGCUGGCCUGAGGGCACUUUCGCUUCCUGGCUGGGACUGGAAUGGCUGCCUCCUAGUCUGCUGGGGCUUGGCCUCUGGGCUCUGCCCUUUGUGUGUCGGGGGUAGUGACCUUAGCAUGGGGUGGGGAGAGGGCAGUUGGGUGUGCUGGCUGUUCUCAUUCCUCUUUCCCUUAUUUUAGCAAUAAGUCUGGGGUGAGGUGGGGAGGGAGGCUGCAGAGGGGGAGGUGGGCAGAGGGGCCUUACAGCAGCAGAGGCUGGAAGAGCAGCUCUGUCUUCAGGGGCCAGCUGGGACAAUGCUGUGGAGCUGAGGGUGCCCACCAAACCCACCUUCCAGAAACUUGGAGAAAUGGGGGUUGGGAAUUUAUGCAGACAUGGAUUUAUUUUUCAACAUUUUUUAAAAAUUAAAAAAAAAUAAAACCUAA
Molecule: messenger RNA, 2491 nt
Organism: Cercocebus atys (sooty mangabey)
Lineage: Eukaryota; Metazoa; Chordata; Mammalia; Primates; Cercopithecidae
Gene: RCOR2
Product: REST corepressor 2
Exons: 11
Coding region: 499-1854 (451 amino acids)
Biological process (GO): regulation of transcription by RNA polymerase II; negative regulation of DNA-templated transcription
Cellular component (GO): transcription regulator complex; histone deacetylase complex
Molecular function (GO): transcription corepressor activity
Source: RefSeq, a predicted model, not a curated record